AGCGUUGAGCACAUGGCAGCCUUUUGUGAACCGGUUUGACAACUUUUCUUUCCUCCGCCGUCAAACGGCGCGUGUCCCCGUUCUAGAUUUUAAUCACCACAGCAUAACUUGGAUAUCGGAAUAAAUUUCGUUAUACCUGUUAUGUCUUGAUAGAAAUGUUUUCCGUGUAGCAGAGGGACAAAAGAAGAAAAAAAACUAAGUGCCCUCGGAUGGGAAGGUUGUCGUGUGUAGCAAGUGUAGCAAGAUGAAGCCUUUUUUUUUCUUCAUGGGUGUACAUAGUUGAUAAGGUAAAAAUAAACCGAAAUUCUGUGCUUUCAAGAGAGGAUCUUUAAGUGAGGAAAAGUGGUUUUCGGUGACACUGGAUCUACCCACAAGCAAAACAGGAUCUUACACCUGUAUCAAUACAACUUUCAUUUACUAGUCGUUCGAUAGUUCGUUAGCAGGUCGUAUAGGUCAGUAAAAAUGGCCGAUUUCGACACGGUCGACUACCAGAACAGUCUACACAGCCGCCAGAGUUCUGCCAGCAGUGGUCACUCCUAUAGCAGCAACAAAGAAAACGGAACCAGUGAGCACCACACAUCGGUGGCCAGCGAAGACCUGUCGUCUGAUGCCAGCGAAAACCAGCUGAUCCUGAGGGACGGGGUGGAGCUGAAGGGGGAGAGCAGGACGGAUGUGACGCAAUCGACUUUUGUGUACGAGAAUAUGGGGCUGGAGCCAACAAACAAAGAUGUAUCUCCACCAAACUCCAAACUGGGUCGAACGUUGUCUGCAGGUCCGCCUGGUACAGCCAAGGCCAAGGUCGCCAAAAGUCCUUUCUCAUCAACCCCCAUAUCACCCAUCGCUGAAGAGGAAAUCACCAUCCCCAACGACGCCACCUCUCCCACUACACCAGCGACCAACUCGCCAACUUCCUCAAGUGCCUGAAGGUCGACGACAGGAUAGUUGCCCACCUGCACAACAAGUCGGUCGAUGGGAAAACGGUUCGCCCGACUCAAAGACUCAGAGCUGGAGAGUCUGGGCAUGAAGAACCCCGUCGUCGUGUACUUCCGGGACAAGAGCAAUGUCAAGGUCCAAGCGGAAGGGGAAAUUCAUGUUGUAGGAGUGU
Messenger RNA from Physella acuta, 1105 nucleotides. RefSeq lists its product as uncharacterized. NCBI's taxonomy places the organism in Eukaryota, Metazoa, Mollusca, Gastropoda, Physidae. The record is from RefSeq and is a predicted model, not a curated record.